Molecule: messenger RNA, 1010 nt
Organism: Aplosporella prunicola CBS 121167
Lineage: Eukaryota; Fungi; Ascomycota; Dothideomycetes; Botryosphaeriales; Aplosporellaceae
Exons: 1
Coding region: 56-661 (201 amino acids)
Source: RefSeq, a predicted model, not a curated record
GGGGUCGAUUUGCCUACCUAGUUGGUUGUUGGAUGUAGGUAGGCAUCGUACGACCAUGACCCCGGUCGGGGGCCCUCCGCAGCAGCACCGUCAAUCAACUGCAGCUGCACUCCACCCGCCGGGCCCACCGGCCCGACUCAGCAGGCGUCUCCAAUCUGCUCCCCCAAUCUUGCGCGGUGCUUGGUGCUUGGCCUUGGAAGACCCUGGCCCAAGCCUAACCCAACCUGCCCUGCUUGCUUGCUUGCUUGAUUUCAAGCUUGCUUUGAUGCUUCGACGCACACCCCCCUCUGCACAUCGCGAUCAGCGGUCGGUCGACUCCACGUCGGCCACUACCAGUCACCACCACCGCCGCAACCCUGCUCACUUCCGCCGCCGUCCUACGUCCGCAAGCAGGAGGAGCACGAGGGCGGCACGCGCAAGAGCCUCCGAGCGAAAGCCUAUGGACGGACGCGCCCAUCAUCAUCGCCAUCGCAAUCGUCGCAACUCAUCACCGGUGAUGCGCAGAGCACAGGCCCGCAAACGCUCCAGCACCAGACCAGCACAGCACCGCACCAGCCCCUCUGUCUGUCUCUUGUCUUUGUCACGGCGCGCGCUGCCGUCCGCGCCCCCCUAUAAUGCGCCUCACGCGCGCCACUUAGGGCGCCCGCUCUGCCCACGUUGACGCCCGCACUGUGCCUCCUGCCCGCUCAUCGUGCAAUGGCCCCCCACGGCGCAUGAAGUACACGGCCACGAGCGACAGGAGCCUCGGGCCAUAUGCGAGCGGGUGUGCGGCGGCUGCGGCGACCGGCGACCAGCGGCCACGGCCAUCAUCAUCAUCGUAGUCAGCUGCUGCAAUCGUCGUCACCGGUGGCGCGCGGGCUCAAAGCACACACCUACAGGCACAGGGGCCGCGGCGCGGCACACACCCUCACCGGCCGACUAGUGACAGCUCUUCUUCCUCAUGGGGGUGGGUGGGCGAACGUAUGCGGAUGGCAUUGGCAGGUGACUUGGUGUUCUCGGGCGACGGCAAC